AGAAUUUAACAUGGAAGUCUAAAUCGGUCUAAAUACUGAACGGUUGCUUAGAAACGCUUUGGCCAUUCACGUUACAGUAUUUUAAAUACGAUUCACGAUUAAAGCGCGAACUGUGAUAUUCCAAUUCCGAAAAGCAAUUAGCACGCUUAAUGUUUAAGAUUUUGGAAGAUCAAUAUAAAUUGUACGAAGUAGGUGAACAUGAUUGGGGAAUGCUUACGAUUUCUGAUAACAUACUUGAAGAACUAUCGGAACUAAAUUGUAAUAAACAUAUGAACCAUUUAGUUCCUCUAAGCCAUUUUUUCGAGCAACCACAAGUCAGUGAAACUGAGGCUCAGUCAUCUCUUUGGGAUGCAAGUUUCAUUGUGUCUAAAGUGAAAAACAAAGAUAAUGAUGACAGUAUACCUUCUACUGUGAUGGAAACAGAAGCAGUUACUGGUGAUGGAGAUGAAAAGAGAAAUAUAGAAGGAAGUGUAGGCAUGUUUGUUGGAAACCCAGGUGGAGAUGGUUUACGAAAUGAGUCACUAAACCUGAUAUGCCAUUUGGAUGAGCAGAUGGCCACAGUUGAGCAGUUGAGCAAUGCCUCAGAGCAGCAGGUGGCGUACGUUUUGUCAAAUUUGUCAGAUGCAGGCCUGUGUCACGUGUGCACACUUUUGUGCUCAAUGUCGGCAAGUGAGCAGAGCAAACUUGGGUCACUUGUAUGUCGACUUCUUCUUGUGCCCAGGCUUCAAGAAAAUGGUCGUGAAUCUUGCAGUCGUACUGUUAUAAACGCAUUAGUGAAGUUCACCAAGUGCUUACCGCAUCUCAGCUGUACUGAAGUUUUGCUCCCUGUAAUGCUCACACCACAAACCAUUAAUGAAAAGGAUACUGUACUGCAAAUUAUCACAGAAGCUCUUAGCUCUCAACAUAAGGAAAACUUAUUGAGGAGUUUUCUACAAUGUGAACCAGAGAAACUUGAUGAAUGGCAGAUACGUCUCCUGCAAGAACUGAUAUCCCCGACAUGUGGCGAUACAGCAAGACAGCAGCUAGUCCAGCUGUUAGUAACUUCAGCCAAUGACUUAGCACACAACACUCGCUUUACCAAACUCCUAAUUAGUGUUAUACAGCAGCUAGGGCCUGGAGCUCCUCCUGAUGUCCAACAAAAGUUGGCAGAGGUGGUUAGCAAUAAUAAAUCUGUCUUGAAGAAAGCUGCCAAAAAAGCCCUUCAUGCCUUGUAGUUUUUGUAGGAGCUCAUCUACUUUGCCUUGGUGAACUUCAGUCAAAGAUCAGGUUAGCUGCUGUGUCUAAGAGUUUGUCGUCAUUCCGAGUGAGUACUGAGCAUCAAACAGGACAUUCGGAGAAGAACUUGUUUUCCUUCCUUCAAAUGCUUUAUUCUAUAUUAUGAGGCUGGCAGGUAUUUUAAAUUUAUAAUUUAAUAUAAUUUAAAUGUAUAAUUUAGUUAUUCAUGGAUUUGUGAGGAUAACUGAG
This is a messenger RNA of Cryptotermes secundus, 1464 nucleotides long. RefSeq lists its product as uncharacterized. The record is from RefSeq and is a predicted model, not a curated record. Gene Ontology annotation, biological process: interstrand cross-link repair. The transcript has 5 exons. The coding region runs from base 150 to 1214 and encodes 354 amino acids. NCBI's taxonomy places the organism in Eukaryota, Metazoa, Arthropoda, Insecta, Blattodea, Kalotermitidae. Gene Ontology annotation, cellular component: Fanconi anaemia nuclear complex.